AGUGGAACGAGAACCCUUAUUUAUCUUUUAUGCAAGGAACUUCCUUCAAACUUUUAUCAGUGCAAGCUUUAUAUUAUAAAUUGAGAUAAUAAGAAAUAGAAUUUAGUAUAAUAGUGGUAUACAAACAGAUUAUUUUCCGGUGUUUCCAGUACAAAGUUCCAGUAUAUCUGUGAUUUCCAUAACACCUUUCAAUAACGCGGGAAAUUUGCCAAACAAAAUCAAAGAAACAAAAAUGCAUAGUUCUUAUGAAUUAUCCGAUGACGAUGAUAGUUUUUCAUUACCAAAAUGUCCUGGAAAACCAGAAAGUCCAUUAGAUAACAAUACAAAUACAGUUAUCUUAAGCAGUGAUGAAGAAAUUGAAAACAACCCGGCUGAGAGAUCUUAUUCGACAAACUCUGUGAUAUGUGAUCUUACAUCAGAUGAAGACGAGCUACCUGAAGUUAUUGUAAAUAGUAAGAAAGGCAAAAAUUCAGAAGCAAGAACAAAUAUUAUAAAGAGACUAUUUCCUGUAUCAGAAAAGCGAGACAAAUUGCUGACUAAUGUUUCAAACUUAAUGCCGUCGAGUUCAAGAACACUCCCCAAAGAACCUGGUAUCGAUAAAAUGAUUGGUGGUGUUUCUGUUAAUAUGCCAGUUGAACCAUAUGGAUGUCAAAUCGCUUUAAUGUCCAAAGUAAUAACAGCUAUAAAGAAUGGGAAAAACUGUUUACUUGAAAGUCCGACUGGCUCAGGGAAGACAUUAGCAUUGCUGUGCAGCGCAUUAGCUUGGCAGAGGUGCGAAAGAGCGCGCAUAGGUCAACUGUUGGCGGAGCAGAAAGCCAACAAUAUCACCGAGUUAAGGAAACUUCAUGGCGGCGUCGAAUACGUCGGCAGCGUGCCCAAUGUUAACUUCGACAAAAAUGUCUUCGGGCAGAAGAGUAUAUACGAUUCACCUAUGAAGAAUGAAAGUUGUGGUGGAAAAAGGAAUGAGCCUCUUCAAGAUGAACAUGAAGAAGCCAACAUGAAUGAUUCAGAGAAAUCGAACGACAAACGACGCCGUCUCAACUCGCCAAAAUUCAAUGAACUGUCAAAAUCUGAACACUGCAGUCCACAGAAGCCGACCACUCCGCAAAAAGUAAUAGGAUCACCGAAAGCCGAGACCCCCGAGAAUGUUAGAUUCCUAGUGUCGUUAUUGCGCACCUGGAUCACCGACGAUGUUAAUUGCAGAACUCCGACUAUAUAUUACGGUGCGAGAACACACAAACAGCUGCAACAGGUCAUAAAGGAGUUCAAGAGAACCAGCUACUGCGGCGAGGCGAAAAUGACCGUUCUCUCCAGCAGGGAUUACAGCUGUAUAAGGGAGUUCGACAAGAAACUUUGGAGCACUAAAAAUGACAUGUGCAGGGGAUGUAUCAAAUCAUCGUCUUCCGACAAACAGAGGGGUGAAACCAAUUGCAAAUACUACGAUAACCGUGCAGCGUUAAACCAUGACAGUCUACCUCCAGCUUUCGACUUGGAGGACCUGGUGCUGAUAGGAAAAGAGAAGAAAUCUUGCCCUUACUACGCAGCUAGGAGUAUGGCCAGUGCGGCUCAUAUAGUCUUCUGUCCGUACAACUAUCUGAUAGAGCCAACCAUCAGAAAUAGCAUGCAAAUCCAUCUUCAAGACAACAUUUUAAUAAUAGACGAAGCUCACAACAUCGAGGACAUAUGUCGGGACGCCGCUUCGUUUGUGUUCACCAGAGAUCACAUAAUAAGCGCUAUCACGGAGUUGGAAAAAGUGGCCGGCUACAUGUAUUCUGGGCAGGAGAUUAGCGUACAAGUGGACUUUAUAUUGAAGACGCUCAAAAUUUGGGAUGAUUGGUUCGCAAAUCAAACCCCGCUGGUGGCCAACAAGCCGCUGAACAAUAACGAGGCGGUCCACACGUGGGAGACCGCAGACUUCAUACAAACACUACACAAUCACAACUUAGGACAAACAAACUACUUUGAAUUUAAACGCAACGCCGAAUUGUUCUGCCAGAGACUUCGUGAAGAUCCCAGAACUUUGUUUGGUGUCACACAAAAUACGGGCACCCUAGUGGAAUCGUUAGACAACGCCCUUACAUACUUGUUUGGUAACGACGGACAAUACAUGGAAGACUUCAAGCCAGCGCUGGUCCGCACUGUCAGCACAGAUUACGUAUCUGAAACGGUCUCUUGGAGGAAUUCCCAGUACAAUCAGAAAAUAAAAAAAGAAAUAUUGGAGCUGCGGCUGAUGUGCAUGAACCCGGGCAUAGUGUUCAGCGCCCUGAAGGUGUCCAAGUGUAUAGUGCUAGCAUCCGGCACUCUGACGCCGCUCUCCAGCCUGUAUUCAGAAUUGAACGCCGAUUUCCCAUUGAAGGUCGCACCCAAUCACCCCAUACCCAGUGAUAGAGUGUGGGUGGGCACCCUGUCGACGUGCCCGGACGGGUCCCGGCUGGAGUGCAAGAGCGGCAGCACGAGCCAGCCGCACGUGCAGGACGCGCUCGGCGCCGCCGUGCUGCGCGUGUGCCGCCUCACGCCGCACGGCGUGCUCUGCUUCAUACCCUCAUACCACCUCAUGAACCGGCUGGCCGCACGGUGGCAAGAAACUAACGUGUGGAGGCAACUGGAGGACUUGAAGACUAUAUUCAUGGAGAGCAGGAACGUACGAGACCACAACGACGUUAUGGACGAUUAUUAUAAAGAAGUGGAGACGGAACGCGGGGCGAUUUUGUUUGCCGUCUUCCGCGGGAAAGUUUCCGAAGGCAUGGACUUUAGAGAUCACCAGGCCAGAGCGGUUAUCACCAUAGGUAUACCAUACCCUAACACAUAUGAUAUGACCGUCAAGGAAAAGAUGAACUACAAUAACAGAUAUGAGAAGAAAAAGAAUCUCUUGAGCAGCAGCGAGUGGUUACGUGUGCAAGCGUACAGGGCUUUGAAUCAAGCGGUAGGUCGUUGUGUGAGACAUCGUGAAGACUGGGGUGCCGUACUCAUGAUAGACGCGCGCUUUACCAAUCCUUACUAUACGGAACACCUCUCCAAGUGGGUGCGCAACUUUCUCAGCAAUAACCACCACACGUACGAUAGUCUAGUCAACAGCACAAACAGUUUGGAAUCAUUUAUGAAAGACAUGACGCUUAGGGAGAAUGAAGAAUUCAAUCAAGUCUGA
This is a messenger RNA of Diatraea saccharalis (sugarcane borer), 3145 nucleotides long. The record is from the annotation of a GenBank genome assembly. NCBI's taxonomy places the organism in Eukaryota, Metazoa, Arthropoda, Insecta, Lepidoptera, Crambidae.